AGUCCCUUGGAUGCUGGCAUAGUGACGUGGCAAUUCCUCAAUUAACCUACCGCUCAUUUUAGAAGCUGUUCUUGAUUCACUUAUCCUGAAUGUUUCGGAGCCACCUCGAGCUUCUUAAAGCUCCGUUGUAUUUUCCCGCUUUUUGCACCUCACCUCGACGUGCCUCGACGCGCAACCCGUUCUAAAGCACCACCUGCUAUCUAGAUUCAUGCUGAUAGCUUAGAAACACACCACUAGAGCUCACCUGAGCGCGGACUUGAGCACAUCGUCGGCCCAAGAACGGUACUCGCACCUAUACCUUAAGCCUCACCACCGACUUCAUUCUACCCACAUCAAUGGCGGACUCGGAUGGGGAAUAUAUCGAAGCAUCGGACGAUGAAUACAUAGGUGGAGGUGGCAGCUAUGGCACACGAGGUCGUGGAAAAGGGAAAAAGGGCCAGAGAGCCGACGGCCGCGCAAAGAACGCCUGGGAGCUAUCUGCGAAGACUGGUCUCGAGUCAUACAGGGAAUCUGCGGAUGGAACCAUUGGGAAGAGCAUACAGGAGCGGGAGGAGGAAAGGAAACGCAAAAGGCUCCGCAAGGAUACAAAAGCAUUCCAGCGCGGCAUCAUACGCCAUAUUGUUCUUGUUCUCGACCUGUCCGAAGCUAUGCUUGAAAAAGACAUGCGGCCAAAUCGCUACUUCACCAUGAUCAAGUACACCCAGGAGUACGUCCGCGAGUUCUUCGAGCAGAACCCAAUAUCACAAAUGUGUGUCAUGGGAAUGCAUGAUGGGAUAUGCAUUCGAGUCUCUGAGCUAUCCGGAAAUCCGGCCGACCACAUUUCCGCCAUACAAGGACUACGAGAUCCGAAGAGCUCGACGUCUAAAGAGCCAAAGGGAUCACCUAGUCUACAGAAUGCUUUGGAGGUCUCCAGAGCGACUUUAUACCACACACCUAGUCAUGGAACUCGAGAAGUGAUCAUAGUACUUGGCGCCCUUCUCACUCUGGAUCCAGGCGAUAUCCAUAAGACGAUCAAGUCAUGUGUGCAGGAUCGAAUACGGGUCAGCAUCAUCGGCAUGGGCGGUCGCAUGCACAUCUGCACACAGAUCGUCAGCCGCACAAACUCAGGCGACGAAAGCGGCUACGUCGUCGCCACAGAUCAAGAACUCCUCCGCGAGCUCCUUCUCGCAACUACCACACCUCCUGUCAUUCGCUCUUCCGCACCCACCACCGACGGCGCAGCUGUUCCAGCCGAAUCCGCCGCAUCGCUGCUUCAGAUGGGUUUCCCAUCCCGCAUCGUCGAAGAAGUCCCCACUCUCUGCGCCUGCCAUGGUAAUCUCACGCGUGGCGGAUACACUUGCUCGAGAUGCAAGGCCAAAGUUUGCAGUCUUCCAGCAACCUGCCCGGGAUGUCAUCUCACGCUCAUUCUGUCCACCCACUUGGCGCGAAGUUAUCACCACCUAUUCCCCCUCCGCAACUGGGUCGAAGUCAGCUGGCAGCGCGCUAGGGAGAAAGGGAGUAAGCAGUGUUUGAGCUGUCUUAGUGACUUUCCGGAACCUCCAUCAUCACAUAUCGCACAUACCGAAAACGGCGCAGAGAGUUCAAAUGGCGCAGCGAACAGGACCGCGGCGGUGGCGGCAGCGUCGCGCAAUACUGCUCCUAAAGGGAAGCAGAAAAAGGACGACGGAUCGAACGAGGACGAACUAGCGACAGCGAGCGAGUCUUUCAGGUACGAGUGCCGGGAUUGCAAGAGCCAUUUCUGCAUUGACUGCGACGUGUUCUGCCAUGAGGUGCUACAUAAUUGUCCUGGAUGUCUGGGAGGAGCAGGCCCGCGGAAAGAGGAAGGGAACGUGGAUACGGAGAUGAGUGGAUGAGAUCAAGGGAUGGGCGCAUCAGGUAAUUCUUUGGCAAUGGUUUUAUUACGGGAAACACUCCUGUGAAUAGCAUCACGGCGGUAUGGCGGGCGGCGAACUUUGGGCGUUUAAUUAUCUGGUGACGUGUAGGUAUAGGCUCUCUGAGACGGUAUCAGAGAUUUUAGAGCUUUCUUAAUGCAAGAACAAGGGAUUGCCUUUGUCGCCUUGUUGUCUCCCUG
Molecule: messenger RNA, 2071 nt
Organism: Mytilinidion resinicola
Lineage: Eukaryota; Fungi; Ascomycota; Dothideomycetes; Mytilinidiales; Mytilinidiaceae
Product: TFIIH basal transcription factor complex, subunit SSL1
Exons: 2
Coding region: 336-1853 (505 amino acids)
Biological process (GO): nucleotide-excision repair; regulation of transcription by RNA polymerase II; DNA-templated transcription
Cellular component (GO): transcription factor TFIIH holo complex; transcription factor TFIIH core complex
Molecular function (GO): zinc ion binding
Source: RefSeq, a predicted model, not a curated record